AUGAUAAGAGAUGCCAAAACUGAGGAAGGACUGACAGAAGAAAAUUUUAAGGAGUUAAAACAAGAUAUUUCCAGCUUUCGUUUUGAAGUCCUGGGUUUGUUGAAAGGAAGCAAGCUGACUAAUUUGCAGACUGCAAAGAUGAACAAAGACACUUCCUCUCUGUCAGAAAAUGAAGAAAAUAGUGAGAGUGAAGAAAACAAGAAAGGAAAGAAAAAGAACUUCAGCCUUUUUGACAUAACAACCAUGAUUCACCCAAGAUCAGCCACUAUUGCCUCUGAAGCACAUAAUGUAAGCAAUGGCUCAGCAAUGAUGGUGUCAGAGUCCACUAAGGAGAAACAAAAGCGUGUGAAUUUUGUUACAGACAUAAAAAAUUUUGGGUUAUUUCACAGACGAUCAAAACCAAACUCUGUGGAGCAGAGUACAAAUAAAAUAUACACUGUUUCUGAAGAAGUUUCCCGUCAACAGGCAGAAGAACAAUGUGAGAAAACUGAUGAACUAGAAGAGGGAGAACUGACCAUGAACUGUGAAUUAAACAUCCAAAGCCCUGACAAAAAAUGCGUGUUAGCUGAGUCACAAAAUAAUGGUGACUCUUUGGAUUCACAGGAAGAGGGAAGUAUUUGUGCUUCAGAAACAGAGAAUGUGGAGUUACAGAACUCAGAACCAGCCACACCACAGGAUCAGCUGGACAAGGAGUUGGACAUUAACAUUGACUGUGAUGAGAAACAGGAAACAAUUGAUCAGGGUGAUUAUGUGAUAACAAGGUUGUGAUGCUUACAAGAGGAAGCAUUUACAAAUAUAUAUAUUUUGCAUAGUGCUUUGGCGGGGGGGGGUAUGUUCUAAGAGUUAUAUUAGCAAAUGCAGAAUUACACUUUAUAGUACUCAACUGUGGCACAUGAUCUUGUAACAUAGUAGUCAAAAGAAAGAUAAUAUGGGAACCUUCUGUUUUGU
Molecule: messenger RNA, 948 nt
Organism: Nestor notabilis (Kea)
Lineage: Eukaryota; Metazoa; Chordata; Aves; Psittaciformes; Psittacidae
Product: short transient receptor potential channel 4-like
Exons: 2
Coding region: 1-768 (255 amino acids)
Biological process (GO): calcium ion transmembrane transport
Cellular component (GO): membrane
Molecular function (GO): calcium channel activity
Source: RefSeq, a predicted model, not a curated record